Chara braunii is the source of this 6734-nucleotide messenger RNA. The record is from the annotation of a GenBank genome assembly. Lineage: Eukaryota; Viridiplantae; Streptophyta; Charophyceae; Charales; Characeae.
GGCAGAGGAGUUCAUCGCCAGGGAAGCCAAUCAGCCACGUGGCACGAUAUCUGAGGACGGCAUCGUUGGGGAGGAAAAUACUGCGCGCCGAGCUGACGUUGGCUUCAGGCAAAGGGGGAAAUCCGUAUCGUUCUUUGAUCGAGGUCAAGAAUGUUAGGGACAUCUCAUACGCUUUGCGAUUGGCAAAGCAGCGCAGGAAAAAUGGAUGUACAAACAGUUAACGAACGUCCGUCGCUGCUGCACAAUCUCGGGAAAAUGUUGUCUUGCCCCAUAUGCUUGCAGCUCUUCAAGACUGCUGCUAAUCUUCCGUGCGGCCACACCUUUUGCGCUGGCUGCCUGGGGGAGUCCUUGAUGUUAUCUUCAAUAUGCCCGGUUUGCCACAUACAUGCAACGGCAGAAGAUACUAGACUAGCACCACAUGUGGAUGUUAUGGUGAGGACAUAUGCGCAAGUUCAGGACACGACAGGGAUGCAGUCACGUAUACAACCUCAUAGACUAUUGGAGGCUCCAAAAGUAGCGGAUGAGCAGAACGGAGAUGGAAGAGAGGAAGCGAAUCCUCAAUGGUCCCCUGUGAUGAGGGCCGGCUGUAAAUCGCCCCCUGUGCAUCCGUCAAAGAUGUCGAGGGCUGUUGGGGCAGUCGUUUCGCCAAAAAAGCGACCGCAGAAGCCGGUCGACGAGGACGACAAUGUACCAGCUGGUGGUGCACUGCUUCUCUCAAGCCCGUCGAAGAGAGAUCGAUGGCCGGCUAAUCUUGCGGUAAAGCGUGUUGACCAUGUUGCUGUUGAGGGACUGCAGAGCGACUCUGGGGGUGAGGAGGUGGUGAUUGGCGAUAUCUCGUCCGAUCAGGUCGACAAGCAGUGCUUCGUUGCGUCGCGUAUGACCCCUCUGGCAAAGAGAAUACCUGGGGGAGCCGCUGAGCAAGAUCAGAUGGCCUGGCCUGAAUCCAGGGUGCCAGGCGUGGAGGUGCACAGUGGUGGUGGGAAGUUCAAGGCACCUGGUGUUGGACAACAGCAACAACAGGGCGCAGCCUCUAGGGCCAUGCUGCCGCCGUCGGAUUACCUUGGCUCGCCUGCAAUGUCAACGGGAGAGGGCGUCUCUGCUGCUGGGAUAUCGGGGAGGGGUGGGGACCACUGCAGAUCACCUCCAGGAAACACAAUGACCUCUGGGGGCGAGAGAGGCAGACCAGCAGGUGCUAAGAGUAUGAGCCCUGCUGGCAUCAGUCCUCCUUGUCGUGAUGGCUCAUUUAAACCAUUCUUUUGGGCUAGUGAUGCAACAAAUGCUUCGGAGGACGGCGCAGCUCAACCAGCACCCUCACAGGGCUUGACAGCAGGGAAGCCAAUUACCUUCAGCGAUUUGUUGGCACCUGAGGGAAGUGAGGAGGUGGGGGAUUUUGCGACCACAGGAGUUCGCACAGUGUACUCCCCAGGAAAACAAAGGGCGCAGCCAUCCGCUGAGCCAAAAUCAAGGAUAUGCACUUCUCCGAGCAUGAUGGAAGCGAUGGCAGUAGGUGUCGAUCAGCCUGUCUUGCAGGCGUGUGGUAAUGCUGGAGAGACUGGCACUAGCAAUGCGAAGGUGUACUUGAAGAGAAAGGGCAGAGACACACAGACAGACAUGAUCUCAGAGGAGCCUCCGGCCAAAAAGAAGUUUGACCUGACACAGUUUGUAGACGGCGAUGACGAGCAUCAGAGGGACACGGAGUGGGCGAAUCGCAGGUGGAGCACCGGAAGUGCGAGUGGGAGUGGUGGUGAGGGUGAAAAGUGUCGAGCGGAGGAAAUCGACAAGGGUCGGAACGGUGGGGACAGCGGCGGUGAUAGGGUUGGUAAUCAUGGAAAUAUAGGGUCAAGUAUGGGUGUGUCUGGAAUGUCCAAGCGGACACAAGAUGUUCCUAGUGAGGGUAAUGAGGGUGGGAGGAAUGCAGCUCAAGGACGGGCGGAGGGGCGGUUCCUCGGCGGAAAAGAUGGAGCUGUUGUGCCCUUCACUGGAGGAGGUGGGUCUGGAGACCAACAGGUUGCGGUUACGGGGGUGUCGUCAGGAAUGUGUCAGAAUUUGGGUCCUUCAGUAGGUAAAUCUAGCCCAGAUAGUGUAAAGAAUAGAUUUGGGGGUGUACAUAUAAGUGAGCAUGUGGCUUUGGUUCAGAGGCUUGUAGGCUGUGUGGAUCCUAUGAUCAGUGAUCGGCAGCAGCAGGGGACAGGGGAGGAUUCCAGAAAGGCUAUGGAACUCCCCGUGCAAGCGCAUUGUGAGAUAGGGACUGCGGAGCCCAAGGGAAAACCCAGUGCAGAGUGUUUGAAGGAUGAACACAUGACUGAUGGGAGAGUUGAGGACAGUGAUGAAGACACAAGCGAGGAGGAUGAUGACGAAAGUGAUUCCAGCGAAGAUGAUGAAACACCUUCUGGAGAUGGAACCCAUGGUUGUGCGUUCUGCGGCCAGAUUGGCAGAUCGGCGAUGUCCCAAAGGACUACUAUGGCACCGAAUGUUUACUAUGCAAAGGGGAAACUCUGCAAUGUGGAGGCAGAGCUGAACCGCGGACGCAGGGUCAAAUGCUCGGUCUGCUCAAAACCAGGAGCAGUGCUGGGCUGUUACCGUCCACGGUGCACCAAGAGCUAUCAUUAUGAAUGUGCCAAAAGUAUGAAUGGGACGCGGUUUGAUGACGAAAAUUAUGUGAUGCUCUGCCCUGAUCACAUGAAAUCUAGCUUCCCGUGGGAAUCCAAAAAGAAGAAAAAGGAACCAUCGACUCCAAAAGGGAAGGGAAAAAAUGCUCGAGACAUUGACAGUGAGCGGCCAAAGAAGGUGCAAAGCCAUGGCAAGAAUGGAAAUGCCGCUGACAGAGUGAACAAUUCAGGAGCAGCAGAGCGGCUGACAGUUGAAAACACAGUACAUGCAUCUGGUGGAGCUUCAGCUGCUGCACCGGUGUCCUUGGCUACAGUCGCUGCCCUGCCUAUCUUCGGAGCUGCAAUCACUGCCCGUGGCGUCUCGAAUGCAGCCGCUGGAGAAGAGGAGAGCAAACGAAGGCACGAUGACAGUUCUAAGAAGCCACUGCCUGUCGACGGGAAUGGCCGAGGUGUUGAAGUACCUAUGACAUUGGCAAAGCCUCCAGCAGAAAACAAUUCACAGAAUAUCGGAAAUAUUACAAAGGAGAAUGGAAAGGAAAAGAAGAACGAUAAACAGAUGCCGCAGGCCACGGAGGCAACUGCAGAAGCCGGUGGUCAGAUGGUAAGGAAUGCUGGAGACAGAGGGGAAAACGGAAAUGGUGCGAACUUGGAGCCCUGCGGUCAGUGGGCAGGACCAACAGGAAAUCAUCAACCGGAGGCAUCAAGAGAAGAAAGACCAGCUCACCACGACGAGGCGAUCACAGGAUCUGUGUCUAUGAACAUCUCAGGGUUUACAGGAAUUACAGGUAUUACAGGGAUGACAGCAAUAACAAUGACACGCAACGAUUCAGUUGCUGCCCAAGUCAUUGGCUGUGGUGGCAAUACAUGCUCUGAGGGAAGUCAAAGUGUGGGGAGGGCUCAGCACCAAGUAGAAAGUAAUAAGACAACUGGCCAGGUCGCUGCAACUGGUGACGGAGAGAACGGCAGCUGGAAGAGUGGAAGUGACCCGCAACAGGAGAAGGAAGCUUCUAUGAAAGCGGCAAGGCUGGACAAGCAACCAGGCGCAAAGAAAAAGGGAAGUGGGAGAAAGAAGAGAGCCCAGACGGACGGUAGUGGUGAUGAAUCAGGGGAUUCAAGUAGCGAGGAAGAGGAGGCUGAGGUCGGCGACGAUGAGGAUUAUCAGAGCUGCAGUAACGGUGUGGAUGGCGAGGAGCUGGCUGAGAAUGAAGAGAGGAACUAUGCCUGUGCUUUCUGCAGGCAGAAAGGCAGAUCUGCGGUUGCCGGCGGCUUGAUCUUUUGCAGCAUACCAGGGAACCAUCAAGGCUCUUUUUCAUCGAACCCCAGUGCUUCUCGCACGGGAGCUGGUGCUUAUGUGCACCGUGAGUGUGCCACAUGGGCCCCAAAUGUGUUCUACAAGCACGACAAGCUGUGUAAUGUUGAUGCAGAAAUUCAGCGUGGACGGAAGAUUCGAUGUGCUGUCUGCUUGAAGCCAGGCGCAGUGCUGGGUUGCUUCCGCAAAAAGUGCCCGAAAAGCUAUCACUUCACCUGCGCAGUUAAUUGUAAAGGAACACGUUUCGAUGAGGAUCAAUAUGUUAUGCUGUGCCCAGAGCAUAGCCAGUCUAACUUCCCAGGGGAAUCAAAAAAUAAGAAGAAGGGUGGAUUGAGCAAGGGGUCGCAGGAGGACACCUAUGAUGCAAUUGAAGAGGAAAGUGGCAAUAAAAAGAAGGGGGCCGUGCAGAAGGGUACCCCUCACAAGGCAGAUCGAGCAGACCAUUCAAGAAAAGAUGUUAUUGUCGGAACCUCAACAGCAAUGGCCUCAUCCUCUGCCCUCGCUAAAGCAUCAAGAGUGGUCAUCUGUGGCUCUGGUUUGACCUCCGGCGAAAAGGACCUGCUUGAUUCAGUUGCAUCCAUGAGUGGAUUUGCUCAAGAGAAGCAGUGGUCGCAAUCUGUCACACAUGUCAUCGCCAGCGUGAACAGUAACCGAUGCGCAAAGCGGACUCUCAAGUUCUUAUUUUCUGUCCUUUAUGGGCAAUGGGUAAUAACCCCAGAAUGGCUGAUUGCGUGCCGCAAAGCCGGGAGGCCUGUAGCAGAAGAACCAUUUGAGGUUAUUGGGGAUGCACAUGGAGCCUAUGACGGCCCAAAUCAAGGCCGUAUUCGCCAGUUGUCUAAGGCACCUCCGUUGCUUGGCGGUCUUCGCUUCUACUUGUGUGGGGAGUUCGGCCUGCCAUCAAAGUCGGACAUCUUAAGAAUCGUCACUGCUGGUGGCGGAACAGUGCUUCCACAAACUCCAGAGGCUUGCGUGAAAUUAACGGCUGAUGGAGGCAAAAGUGCAGAAUCCAUCCAGCCAACCCUCAUCAUCCUUUACAAUGGCAGCACGCCUCCUAUGCCUCGACAAUCUCAGCAGAGCAAUGUUGAUGCCGCCAAGCUCAGUGCGGAAGAACUUCAGGCAUGUCCUCCAUUACAGAGAUGGAAAGAGGCUCAAGCUCUGGCCUCCGCGGCUGGGUCUGACGCUGUCGCUGUCUCUCAUAUGUGGUUGCUGGACACAGCGGCAUUGUGCAAGCUCAGAGAGACGACACUUUACACUGCUCCACCAAGCCUCUCCUAGGUGCCAAGCUGCUGUCCACAGCUGCAAGGGAUCACAUGUUCUUGCAAAUAUCUUCAUUUUUUAGGUAAGAGGCUUGCCUACGUAUGUUGUGGAGCCUGUGACAGCAACCGCCGUUAUUCGCAACGAGGAAUGUUUUUAUUAAGUUUUUUUUUUUUUAAUGGCAAGCCUAUCUUUGGUUCUUUUAAAAAAGAAUACAACGACUGACUCCUACGAUCACCUAUCGAAAAUCGAACUUAUUCUCUAACUACAGCUAACGCUCCUUGGAGCUGUUGGUUCGCAGCAGCAAGCGUUGCGCACUUCUGGUAUGAUCUGUUUUAUGCUCAUGUUUAGCUUUGCAGAAUGGAAUGGACAUGAGCGUUUUUAUCAGACUUGUGAUGUGACUAGUCGCACCCUUUUCUUCAUUUCCAUCAUUGCUGUUUCCAUCAUUGACAGAAUUUUCAAAUGAGAAUUAUGUGAAUGGCAACCCCGUUCUCAAUGUCCCACAUUAUUAUGUUUCUUUCUCUCAAUGCACAUUCUUUUUCGCGCACUGGAUGGACCUCCGGCGAUAUCCGUUUUUGUGCGUUGUGUUCGCUUGCGCUGUCUUGUUCCGUUGUCGGGCGGCUGCCUCCCCCCAAGCCCGACACCGUGCCAGGUUCCCGGUUUUGUCAGGAGUUGGGUUCUGGAUCUCGCUUGUUCCUGGACCUUUGCCGCAUUUUGUUCGAGGGUUCGAUGACAUCAGCCACUCAGCUUGCUAGUUCUUUAUAGGCUUGCACAAUUUGCCAAUCGGAAUCCGUGACCUGCGGGCUCCAUACGAAAAGCGGACAACACAUUAUCAGUGAGAAACGAACAGAGAUUGACGUUCUAACCUUGCAACUGGCAGCAGAAAGAAGGCGGUUUGUGGAGCUGGAAAUUUGGAGAUGCUAUAGUGCUGCGGUACCUCUGGGCUGACUAAAGUCUUAUUCGAGUCUCUUGCGCAGUUAGCUCCUCUAGAAUGUCAAAUAGGAAUCAUGGAAGUCAGUUGGUGCGCUGUCCGUGUUUGUGUGUGUGUGUGCGUGUGCGUGUGUGUGGUCGUCGAUAAAGAGGGCAACCGCCACAGGUUGCGGACAAAAGCGCUCACUGCAAAGAUCCGGGGCCAAUCGGACAGCAGCCUUCAAGAUGCGUCUUCGCCCCUCGCGUUCGUCGGCUCGCCAGAGUCACAUUUUAGGAGUCGGUCCGAUUUGCUAUGUGUGUCGUGUGUACGCGGCAAGUUCUUUCACUGCAGAGCUUAGUAGGAUAGUGUUUCUCACUUUCUUUCAAUGUUCCAAUGUAUUUCUUAUCGCUUAUCGUUUGCGUUCUUUGCCAUAUGUUGACAUGUCGCCAUUGUUCCCAAGAGGAGAUCAGCUUGAAAAUGGUGAUUCCUCUUGUUAGAGUAUCAGGCACAUAGAGUUAGAGAGUUUGAGAGUCUAACACUUUUUUGAAGUUGUGAUGUACUUCUCGUUGCGUAUCCCAUGUGGCUAUGAUUUCCAAGAGGAGAUCAGCUUGAAGAUUGUGACUCCUCUUGUUAGAGUAUCAGGCACACAGAG